Vicia faba (fava bean) is the source of this 1629-nucleotide messenger RNA. Lineage: Eukaryota; Viridiplantae; Streptophyta; Magnoliopsida; Fabales; Fabaceae. The record is from the annotation of a GenBank genome assembly.
AUGGCACGCCCGCAGCGCCUUCUUUACGCACUCUGCUCCUCCUCCGCCACAACGGCGGGGUCCCUCAUCGGUGGCACUUUCCACCCCCGAUAUUUCUCAGCUGGGAGCGUGGCUCACGCUACGGCGGCGGCGAAUAUUGAUAAGGAUCCUUGGUGGAAGGAGUCGAUGAAAAAGGUUCGCAACAUUGGGAUCUUAGCGCCCAUGGAUUCCGAGAAGACGACGUUGGCGGAGCAGAUACUGUUGUACACGGAUCAGAUCCACAAGAUGCACGAAGUUCGCGGGAAAGGUGGUUGUGGUGCGACGAUGGAUAGUAUGGAUUUGGAGAGAAAGAAUGGAAUCACCAUUAAGUCUGCUUCUACUUAUUGCAAUUGGAAAGGCUCUAAGAUCAACAUAAUUGAACACGUUGAUUUCACCACUGAAGUUGAGAGGGCUUUGCGUGUUGUUGACGGCGCCAUUCUUGUUCUUUGUAGUUUUGGUGGUGUGCGAAGUCACUCCAUUACUGUUGAUUGCCAAAUGAGAAAAAAUGAAGUUCCAAGAAUUACAUUUAUCAACCAGCUUGAUCAAAUGGGAGCAGAUCCAUGGAAAGUUUUAAACCAGAUUAGAUCUCACUUUCCUCGCCGUACUGCUGCAAUUCAAGUUCCAAUAGGUUUGGAGAAUGAAUUCAAGGGACUUGUUGAUCUUGUCAAGUUAAAGGCCUAUUAUUUUGAAGGUUCACACGGCAAGGAAAAGGUACCUUCAAACAUGGAAACUUUGGUGGCAGAUAAAAGACGGGAACUCAUUCGAACAGUGUCUGAGGUUGAUAAAAUACUUGCCGGAGCUUUUCUCAGUGACGAGACCAUUUCAGAAGCUGAUCUUGAGGGAGCAAUUCGUAGGGCUACCAUAGCUCGGAAAUUUAUACCGGUAUUCAUGGACACUGCUGUCAAAGACAAGGGGGUACAACCACUUUUGGAUGGCAUACUUAGUUAUUUUCCAUGUCCAAUUGAAGUUACAAAUUAUGCUCUUGACCAAUCUAAGAAUGAAGAGAAGGUUGAGCUUACCGGAAGUCCUGAUGCACCCCUUGUAGCAUUGGCUUUCAAGUCGGAGCAAACACUGUCAGGACCGUUAACUUACCUAAGAAUUUAUGACGGCGUCAUUCGAAAGGGUGGUUCAAUUUUUAAUGUUAACACGGGUAAGAAUAUUAAGAUUUCUCGUCUCUGUCAAAUGCAUUCUCAUGAAAAAAUGCAUGACAUUCAAGAGGCCCAUGCUGGUCAAAUAGUUGCAGUAUUUGGGCUGGAAUGUGCAGCGGGAGAUACUUUUACUGAUGGGUUAGUUAAGUACACAAUGACUUCUAUGGCUAUUUCUAAACCCGAGAUUAUCAUGCUUGUUGAGUUGAAAGUACCCACAGAAUUUCAAGGAGCUGUCACUGCCGAUCUGAACAAGAGAAAAGGUGUGAUUCUUGGCAAUGAUCAAGAUGGAGAUGAUUCUAUCAUUAGAGCUCAUGUCCCUCUUAACAAUAUCUUUCGGUAUUCUCCAGUUCUUAGUUCGAUGACACAGGGAAAGGGUAAACUCACAAUGGAAUAUAAGAAACCCAAUACAAGGGAAAUAAGGCAGCUGAAUGAUUAUUAUUGGAUUCAUAGUUCUUCUACGUAA